AUGAUAGAGUCUGUUAAAUCAGAAAUUUCAAAAAUAGAUUUUGAAAGUGUUUAUGACGAAGCUUAUUUAUUUUCAAAAAAAAUGAAAAAACAAUUUUCCAAUUUACACCUUCCUGAAGACAUCAUUGUUGAAGAUCAACUGCCAGCCUCUAGAGAAAAGUUCAGAGUAGACACUUAUAGAGUAAUAAUUGAUCAAAUAUUAAGCAGCCUAAAUCAAAGGGUUUCAAACAAUAGCAAUUUAAUUGCAGAUAUCCAGUAUUUAAUCCCAAAGAAUUUUAACCUUAUUGAAAAUAUGCCAAAUGAUGCUUUAACACAUAUAGCUGACCUAAUUAAUAUUAAAAAAGAAGAUUUAAAAAUGGAGUUACAAAAUUUUUCUAUAAUUUAUCCUAAUUUAACAACAUCAGUUUUGGAAAGAACUAAAUAUAUAUACAAAAACAGCACAACAAAUAUUAACAACAGUGAGAAGUCUAGUGAUGAAUCAUCAGCAGAAGUUAGUGAUGGAGAAAAUAUGAUUUCUGAUGUAUUUUGUAAUACAAAUAAAUGCAAAUUAUCCGAAUUUGAUGAAAUCCACAGUAAGCAGAGCUGCUUAAUUUGUGUAUAUAAAAUACUAUAUUCUCUAAACAUGCAUGUUUCUGCAUACAGUAAUUUAUGCACGGCAUAUGAAUAUUUUUUAACAUUGUCUGUAACCGAAGUUAACUGCGAGAGAACAUUCAGCAAACUUAAAAUUAUAAAAUCCCGUCUUCGUUCCAGCUUAAGUCAAGAAAACUUAGAAGCUCUUAUUAUCAUGUCAGUAGAGAGGCAACUACUUGAAGACAUAGAAAUAUCUGAAGUUAUAGAGUACCUGAAAAACAGCUCCAGUUUAAUGUACAAAAUGGUAUCUUAA
Messenger RNA from Macrosiphum euphorbiae (potato aphid), 882 nucleotides. The record is from the annotation of a GenBank genome assembly. NCBI's taxonomy places the organism in Eukaryota, Metazoa, Arthropoda, Insecta, Hemiptera, Aphididae.